Molecule: messenger RNA, 1331 nt
Organism: Dioscorea cayenensis subsp. rotundata (Guinea yam)
Lineage: Eukaryota; Viridiplantae; Streptophyta; Magnoliopsida; Dioscoreales; Dioscoreaceae
Product: protein SULFUR DEFICIENCY-INDUCED 1-like
Exons: 4
Coding region: 176-1036 (286 amino acids)
Molecular function (GO): protein binding
Source: RefSeq, a predicted model, not a curated record
CCACAUACGUCAAUAUCUUUCCUUGUUCUUGCUAAACACACACACAAAAAAAAAGAGACAAUAAUCUCAUCGUUUUCCAAACUGAAAGUCCCAAAGAAACACGCAGACCCAGCUUGCAAGAAACCCUAUCCUGCAGAAAGAGAAAGAGAAAGUGAAGAAGUGAGAGAGAAACAAGAUGGAAGGAUUUGUUAGAGGAGAAGGGAAAGGGAAGGAAAUAGAAGCAAUAGAAGAAGAUAAUUGUACAAAUAAAGGCACCACCAUAUUUCAUGUUAUUCACAAGAUCCCAGCUGGUGAUACUCCUUAUGUUAGAGCCAAACAUCUUCAGAUAGUGGAAAAGGACCCUGAGCGAUCAAUAGUGUGGUUUUGGAAGGCUAUUAAUGCUGGUGAUAGAGUGGACAGUGCUCUAAAAGACAUGGCCGUGGUAAUGAAACAACAAGAUAGGGCAGCUGAAGCAGUGGAGGCCAUUAAGUCUUUCAGGCAUCUUUGUUCUAACCAAUCCCAAGAAUCCAUUGAUAACAUCCUGAUAGACCUUUACAAGGCCUGCGGGAAGAUGGAGGAGCACAUUGAACUAUUGAAACAAAAACUUGAAAAAGUUUACUUAGGUGAGGCUUUUAAUGGAAAGACGACGAAAAAGGCGCGUUCGCACGGAAAGAAAUUCCAAGUUACUGUCACGCAAGAGACAUCUCGGCUUUUGGGAAAUCUAGGUUGGGCUUACAUGCAACAAAACAACUACACUGCAGCUGAGGCGGCGUACCUUAAAGCGCAAAUGCUUGAUCCGGAUGCGAAUAAGGCAUGUAAUCUGGGUAUUUGUCUCAUGAAACAAGGCAGAUUGGAUGAAGCACGUAAAGUGCUUCAAGAUAUAUUAAACGAAAAAUUACCUGGUUCAAAUGAUAGCAAGACAGUGAAAAGAACUGAAGAGCUGUUGGAUGAGAUUGAGUCACAAGCAUUGUUUUCUCUUAUUAGUAGGGUUCCAUCCAUGGAGGAUGAGAUCAUUGAGAGAUUAGAACAUAUGAUGCAAGAUUGGUCUCAAUUCUAAGAAAAUACAGGCAAGUACUUUGUAUCUUGGUUAAGACUUACCGAAUAAACCAUCCAAAUGAUUGAUAGCCAUUUAAUUUGUAUUUUGAAUGGCUAGAAAUCUUUCGGAUGGUCAAUUUGAUAAGUUUUUCCUUGUACAAAUAACAUAAUAGGUUUUACUUAAUUUGUUUGUAUCAAAUUUUAUUAUGUGUUUCAACUGUUCCAUUAAUAUUUUCAAUGGUAUUGUUGGAAAUGAGAACUAAAUAAGAGGUCGUUGUCAGAGAGUUAUGUACAGAAUGUAAUAUAAAAAAUUUCAG